AUGUUGUUUGCUGUCUUAGCCUCCCCAAUUUUCGUUCCGCUUUUCACCACUUUUAUCGCGCUUGUGGCCCCGCCAGAAGUCGUGACACCUGAAGCACUACUAGAAUUUUUCCAGGAUCCUUCACUGGCAAACUACUAUGCAACAACCACCAAGGCGACAUCAAUUGCCCCAAUCAAAAUUGGACUAAAAUCUUGUCCAACUUUUAUCCCAAUGACAGAUGAACGUGAAUUGUUCCAAACCAAGGAAUCUCAUCCGAGACCAAAUACCCCAAUUGCCAUUACCCUCUUUGACUAUGAUGCCCCACCUCCAAUUACAAACUAUGGACUGACGCCCAGCAUCCUCAACUUGGCUACAAUUGCCAAAACUCAAACUCCAAGUGGAAUCACCAGUCCUACUGCUACCACUACUAGCAGAGGUUUGAGAAGAUCCGAAGAACUUCAGACAAAAUUGUGGACAGGACCAAGCGAGGACGACCUUCUUCUGAUGAAACCAAUGGUAGUAGUAAUCAAUGCUCCCACAGGACUUCGACAGGAAUUGGAACUAAAGUUGGCGAGUACAAGAGCUGAAGAAGACUUUUGGAGUAUCAAGACAAUUUCCAAACUUCUACAGCUAUUCUUGUUGCGAAUUAAAACGUGGUUUUCAGAGUCCCAAGCAAAACGGUCUACUAUACUAACUACAUUGAUGAUGCUGGCCAAGGUACAUGGGCCGCCGAUGAAGUACAAGGUGGAGGCUACUAGAUGGAGAAGGAAGAUUAUGAGACUUGAUCAGCCCCGAAAGUAG
Messenger RNA from Meyerozyma guilliermondii ATCC 6260, 780 nucleotides. RefSeq lists its product as uncharacterized. Bases 1 to 780 code for a protein of 259 amino acids. The record is from RefSeq and is a predicted model, not a curated record. Lineage: Eukaryota; Fungi; Ascomycota; Pichiomycetes; Serinales; Debaryomycetaceae. The transcript has a single exon.